Messenger RNA from Sceloporus undulatus (fence lizard), 7003 nucleotides. RefSeq names its product zinc finger CCCH-type containing 4 (gene ZC3H4). The transcript has 14 exons. Gene Ontology annotation, biological process: negative regulation of DNA-templated transcription. Gene Ontology annotation, molecular function: metal ion binding; RNA binding. The coding region runs from base 316 to 4203 and encodes 1295 amino acids. Gene Ontology annotation, cellular component: nucleus. Lineage: Eukaryota; Metazoa; Chordata; Lepidosauria; Squamata; Phrynosomatidae. The record is from RefSeq and is a predicted model, not a curated record.
UUUCCGUCAGCGCUCGGGCGUUUCCGGCGUCCGAGGCCUAACUUAACCUGGCGCCUUCGUGGUUGGGCCGGGUGUGUCCGCGUGCGCCGCUCGCUGGCGGAGGGAGGGCGUCGUCUCCGCCGCCGCUGCUGCUGCUGCUGCGGCUCCUUAGGCUGAGGCCGGGCGCCAUUUUGUGUGGUGCAGCAAAAGCAGCCGCCUCGGAGCCGGCGAGCGGAGCGCCUCAGGCCCGCCGUGUACAAGUGACUGUGCCCCGUCCGUCUCCCUCGCCGCCGCCUCCUCCUCCUCCUCCUGCUCCUCCGCCUUUCCCUCCCGUCCAUGGCGGUGGAGAGCCCCAGCGUCCCCCCGCCCAGCAGCCCCCAUUCUAGCCCCCCGUCCCCUUCUCCGGCCACCGCCGCCGCCGCCGCCGCCUCCUCCUCCUCUUCCCUCAGCCACAACCAAGGCAGCAGCCCGGGCCUCGGCGGCGCCCGGCCGCUCCAACAACAACAACACCAUCACCACCACCACCACCACCACCUCCUCCUCCACCACGGGCCCGGCCCGGACGAAAGGGAGGAUGGGGAGCUGGAAGAAGGGGAGCUGGAAGAUGAUGGGGGUGAGGAGCCCCACGAGGCCUCUGAGUCGCAAGAAAAGAGCCGGAAGGAAAAAAAUGAAAAGCAUCACAGUGACUCAGAUGAAGAAAAGACUCACAGAAGAAAAAGAAAACGGAGGAAAGAGCGAGAGAAGGAGAAACGAAGAUCAAAAAAGAAACGGAAAUCCAAGCACAAGCGCCAUGCUUCUUCCAGUGAUGACUUCUCAGACUAUAGUGAUGACUCCGACUUUAGCCCGAGUGAAAAAGGGCACCGGAAGUACAGGGAGUACAGCCCUGUCUACUCUUCGUCCCACCAGCCAUACUCAUCGUCUCACGGUCCCCCCAAAAAGGGGUACUCUAAAAUGGAGAGCAAGAACUACCCCAUGUAUGACGAUUAUGAAAAUGAAGGGUAUUGUGACUACGAGGGUGAAGAUGAUGACGACAUGGGGAAAGAAGAAUACGAUGAUUUCACAAAGGAGCUGAACCAGUAUCGAAGGGCAAAGGAAGGGACACAUAGGGGUCGAGGUGGUCGUGGCCGAGGCCGAGGCUACCGUGGACGUGGAAGAGGAGGAAUGAGAGGACGAGGCAUGGGCAGAGGCAGCCGUGGUAGGGGAAGAGGAGAUCACCCUGAUGAUGAUGAUGAUGAAAUGUAUGAAGAUGAAAUGGAAUACUGUGAAGGAGAAGAGCCCAUGGGUGAUGAAGAAUAUGAUGACUACUCCAAAGAAUUGAACCAGUAUCGCAGAAGCAAGGAAAACAGAGGGAGAGGUUUUGGUCGUGGCCGAGGUCGUUCCAGGGGGCGAGGAGGCAAAGGGAUGGGCCGGGGAAGAGGUCACCGUGGCAGAGGCAUGGGCAAAGGAGGAAUGAAUGAUGACGAUGAUUACUAUGAUGACGACAUGGAUGGAGGCGGUGGGAAUUACAGGCGGAACGACCAUGAUAAAUCUCACCAGCAAUCAGAUAAGAAAGGAAAAGUGAUCUGCAAGUAUUUUGUGGAGGGCAGAUGCACCUGGGGGGAACACUGCAACUUCAGCCAUGAUAUUGAGCUACCAAAGAAGCGGGAAUUGUGCAAGUUUUACAUUACAGGCUACUGUGCCAGAGCUGAGAAUUGUCCUUACAUGCAUGGGGACUUCCCUUGUAAGCUGUUCCAUACAACUGGGAAUUGCAUCAAUGGUGAUGACUGUAUGUUUUCCCAUGAGCCACUCACAGAUGAGACACGGGAGCUGCUGGAUAAGAUGUUGGCAGAUGAUGCUGAAGCAGGAGCAGAAGAUGAGAAGGAAGUGGAGGAGCUCAAGAAACAGGGCAUCAACCCUUUACCCAAACCCCCUCCUGGGGUGGGACUUCUUCCCACUCCCCCUCGACCACCAGGACCACCAGCUCCGACAUCUCCCAAUGGUCGUCAGAUUCCCAGUGGCCCACCUGCUCCUCCACCCCCGCCUCCACCUCUUCCGCCCCCAGGGCCCCCACAGAUGCCGCCUCCACCCCAGGAGCCCCUCUCACCUCAACAGCUGCAGCAGCAGCAGGACAUGUAUAAGAAGAUCCCAUCGCUCUUUGAGAUUGUUGUGAGGCCCACGGGGCAACUGGCAGAGAAACUGGGUGUGAGGCAUCCAGGUCCAUCUCCACCUCGGUUUUCUGGACCUGGACAUCCAGAAAUGCUUUCUGACAUGCCUCCAGACAUGCUUCCGGACAUGCUUCCGGACAUGUGUCCAGACAUGCCAAUGGGUCCAGGGAUUAACCCUGGCCCUCCUAUGGGCCCUGGGCCCCCAAUGAUUCCCUUUGGUCCUGAGGAGAUGCCACCUGGUCCACCAGCACCAGACUUCUAUGACAACUUCUACCAGCAUCCAGAAGGCUUGGAAAUGGAUCCUGGCCUGAUGCGUAGUCCAGAGGGUUAUGGGAACUUUGAGGAGAUGUCUGAAUUGCAAGGAGAGAAUAUCUUCCCUGACCCAACCCUUGAACCUGAUUCUUUUGGUGAAGAAGGAGGGGUCUCAAGACUGCAGAAACCUUCCACCAAUGUACCUGACUUCCUCCCAUCCACCCAGAAGGCCCUGUAUAUGCGUAUCCACCACAAGCAGCAGGAAGAAGAGGAAAGAGCUCGUCGGCAGGGAGAUGGUUGCAAGCAGGAACGUGACCAUGAAGAAGGUGAUACUGGCAAUUGGUAUUCCAGUGAUGAAGAUGAUGGUAGCAUCAGCGUCAGCUCCAUCCUGAAGACAUUGCGGCAGCAAAGUUCCAGCAGGCCCCACGAAGACGCCACUGGUAACACCGGUCCAAGCUUGGGCAGAAGUGACCCUCGACUCCAAAAGGGUCAGCAAUCGGGAAGUGGCCGGCCGGCUGACCCCCGUCUUCUGCGUGAUCCCAGGCUUUCGCGAAACCUAGAGCCUUCAGCUCCAUCUGGUACUGGAGAUGCAGGGCCUACUGACCCAAGAUUGGCUCGGCACAUUCCUCCCUCUGUCCCAAAACCAGACCCAUUGCAUUCCAGCCCUACCACUACUGUUCAGAAACCUAUUCCAGGUCCAGAAGAGGAAGAAGGAGAAAGGUCCCUCAGAGACAAGCCAGUCACAAUCCCCCUAGAGCCAUUACCCAAUCAUACCCUCAGGGACCCGCGCUGCCAGCUGCAGCAAUUCAGCCACAUCAAGAAAGAUGUUGUCCUGCUUAUGCCCAAUUUUGCCCGCAUGAUCUUGUGGAGCCCCGAAGAUCUCAUCCCACUGCCUGUCCCCAAACAGGAGUUUGUCCCUGUCCCUCCUGCUCUCCAGUCCUUGCCUGCUCUUGACCCUCGUCUAAACCGGCCUCAGAGUGCCAGCCUUUCUGAUCCCAGGCAACGUGGGGCAUCAGCAGCUCCAGUGGAGCCCUCAGCCAGCUCCAGCCUCCCAGACUUUGAGUUGCUUUCCAGGAUACUGAAGACAGUCAAUGCAGCCGGUGGCAGUCCAGGCCAGAGCGAAAAGCCAAGUGAUCCUCGGACGCGGAAGACGCCGUCUGAUCCCAGGCUUCUCAAAGCAUCUGAGCAGGCAUCAUCAGGAACCUCAAAGCCAUCCGAAGCCGGUGCCCCGGCAGCCACUCCUGUUGCUAGCUCUGAGGCAGCUCCUGGCAUAGCUCCCUAUGACCCACGUCUGCUUACUGCUGGAGGGCUAAGCCGGGGCACUGGCCAGAGCAGUGUCCUCAGUGGGAUCAGUCUCUAUGACCCCCGGACUCCUGGCUCAGGUAGCAAGAUGGCUGAGUCUGCUGGGGAGGGGAGUCCAUCUGCCAAGGGACCUGAUAACACCAGCAAAGGCAGCAGAGGGAAGGAGCCUUUGUUUGUGCGUCGGUCGGCCCUGGAUCAGUUGGAAGCAGAAAAGCCUAGCACAGAAACUGCCACUGACAGAUACAACAGCUACAAUCGGCCACGACCCAAGACAGCGGCAGCCUCCUCAACUGCUGCCACUGCCACUGCCACCACAACUGCCUCAGACACUGCCCCGCAGCCUGGUGUCCACAACCUCCCUGUGCCACCCAUCUAUGGCAUGGUGAAGCAGGCCUCCAAGUCUGGGGCGGGCAGCCCAUUUGCAGGGAACAGCCCUGCCCAGGAGGGUAGUGAGCUUCAGGACGCAGGCUCCUUGAAGGACGUUUUUAAAGGCUUUGACCCAACCGCCUCCCCGUUCUGCCAGUAGUAUUAAAAGACUUGCACAUGCAGCCUUGUGUCCAAGAGAAGCCACAGUGUUUGUAACUGUUUUUUAUUCCAUUAAUGCUCCCCUUCAUAAUAUACCUUGUACAGUAUAUAGAUUGUCUGGGUUUCACUCAGUCCUGUAGCGUGUAACUCCCAGCUACAUUGUAAACAAGUAAUCAGAGUAUCUCAAGUAGUGUUAGCCGGUAUUGUGUGAUGCUCCAAGAGUUCCUCCUUGGACUUUUUUGAGCUCUGCCUAAAAUCAUUCAAUGUCUUUAAAUCUUUGAAAAUCUGGGCCAGCUCAUCCCACCUUUAGCCUUUUUUUUUCUUUUGCACAGUGGGCUAUGUCAACCCCACCUGCUUCUCCUUGCCAGGUAUUACCUGUGACGAUGGAGGAGAGACUGGUGGGGAAUAAAAUGACUGUUCCUACGUGUAGCUUAAAGGGAUGAAGCUGUCAGCCAUGCUGAUCUGUAGAAUAUAUAUGUAUCUUCAUUUCUUAAACUGUAACAAAGUAUGUGUAUCAUAGCCUUUUUUUAAAAAGCAAAAAAAGCAACAACAAAUCUAGUGCAGUGAAAAUUACCAUGGAGAAGUAACCAUGUUGGAUUAUUUUUGUAAUUGUGUUGGAUUUUGUUUUAAGUAUCUGUCUUUUUUCUGCCAUUUCCUUGAAGUUACUGGAUUGUGACAAGAUCCAGCUGGGCUAGAACAGGGUGCUACACCUGAUUGGUGUGUGGCCUCUUUGGGGGGGAACGGAUGCGUUCUACCAAAACAAAGUUUGUAGUAUUCAAAUUAAAUUAUUAAUAUCCCUCAGAUCUUACUUGUAUGUCUUCUGCACUCUUCCUCUAAAAAAAGGCAAAGUCUGCCAUUGCCCAAGUGCUGCCUGCAUAUUGUUAUUCCCAAUAAAAAGCAGGCAGUUCCACAGGCCUUUUAUGGAAGUGGAAUGAGGCACUUGAAGCAUGCCAGUUGAGAGCAUCCUGGUCAAGGAGGGCUCAGGAUCUAGCAUAGUUUUAAAAGUGGAACUAUUGCUGAUAACCCUUUCAGUGACUGUCAGAAGAGCAGCAGCUUAGGGGCCAGAAGCAAGUACCAGAGACCCUCUGCCUACCCCUUCAAUGAGUCCUUUAGGGGUUGUGUGCACAUUAUAACCAAGACUUGGGCAGAACCUGAUGGUUUGGCAAGGUCCCACCACACAGAGACAGAGACCUGCAAGGUACAGUUCUGGCCCUCAACUGCUACUAUCCUGGAGCAGCCUCUUUGGGGAGGCAUCCUGUUGUCUUUGUGUUAAAGACACACAGCAAGAAGGGCCCAUUGCCUAUUGGUGUGGUCCUUCCUACACUUGGCAGGCGAUGCUUUUCUCAUUACUUGUGUUUUCAAGGCUCUCUAGGCAAGAGACUGCAUUCACUCAACACCCCUGAUGGUGUGAACAAAAGUAUUCACAACUAAGGUGUUAAGGGAGUUGCUUGGAAAGUGUGUCUUUAAAAAAAAAAGCAUGGGAAAACAUGAGCUGCUACAGCUUGUCAGAACCAAGGCACUUAGCCCCUUCUGCACAAGGAGAUUGUUGACUGGUUUCGGGGGUAUAGAAAAGGACGAUAAGUAUUUUGAAAGGAGUACCAGGUCUUUCCCUCCACUUUGAGAUUUCCUAGGCAGCCCCACAGUUGCUGAAGGAAGCAUAUGCUGCAGUUGGGUUCAGCUCCUCAAAAGCUGGAACAGGCAGGUCUGCCCUAGAGAAUAGGCACCCGUCUAUUAGUGGCAGGAGCUUUAAAUAUCUUGUAUUCUUUGAGGUGGCUAGAGCUGGGGACUUCUCCAGUAGUGAAGAAGGACUGCUUCUUGUUGGCUUUGGUAGAAGUAGGGGAACUCAUCUGGCUUAUCUCAUUUGGAAAAGGUAUUUAGAAUCUGAAAACAGCUUCUGGAGAAUGACUUGGUGUUGAGGUCGAGAGGGUAGGGAUGAGGCACAAUUCGUGCCUACUCUUAGCAGUGUUUGUUUUAAAAACAAGGUGUCAGAAAGACUUCAUUGGUUUCCCCAAUGCCAGGACCUUUGCAAGUUCUUCUGUUUCAGGCACACUUAUUUCAUUUAAAUGUUUCUUUCUUGCCUCAAGAGUGUUAAAUCCACAAUAUAUGGCAAAAACUGUUUUUUAAGCACAGGGAGGAAGUGCAACCACAGUCUACUAACUACAAACAUAAAUCCAAGCCAAAAUGACCAGCUGCCUCUUCUACAAACUGACAGAAGAGUUUGUAGAGUGUCACUGUUAUGGCUCUGCAUGCAUACACAUUGAAAUCUGGGUACUCUAGUGCUGCAGCAGGGAAAAGAUCUAGGACAGAACUCCUUGCAGCCCCUGAAAACUAUUGUUCCCAGGGCUCUUUGGUGGAAGCUAUGACUCUUAAACUGGUGUAAAGUUUGUGAGUGUAACUUUAACUAGAGAGUUUCUUUGUGAAAUAACUCUGUCUUGUGAGCUUGGUUAGGUAUAGAUGCUCAGUGAAACUUGUAUAAUAAAUCAGUUUUCUUUUCUUUCUUUUCUUUUUUGAUAAAACAGACAAAUGUAAAAUCCCUUCCGUAACCCAUGGAUUGCAAAAACUCAAACCUUUGCUAACUGUUGAAGCCUAUUGUCUGCCAGAGCUUUAUAAAAAUGCUAUAAAAUGUAAAUAUUGACAAGGGGUUUGUAUAUAUUGUACUGGUAUUUUUACAGUGAAUUUUUGGUUGCAUGGCUCUGUUUACUUCCUUUUUUUUAUCACACAUUUGUCUUCCAACAAUGUCAUCCAGACUCAAGUCUCCUCUAUCAUUGUACUGCUGACAUUAAACGAUGCAGUGAUUUUAA